Messenger RNA from Heterocephalus glaber (naked mole-rat), 957 nucleotides. Its product is annotated as olfactory receptor 226. Gene Ontology annotation, molecular function: G protein-coupled receptor activity; olfactory receptor activity. The record is from RefSeq and is a predicted model, not a curated record. Gene Ontology annotation, cellular component: membrane. Gene Ontology annotation, biological process: G protein-coupled receptor signaling pathway. NCBI's taxonomy places the organism in Eukaryota, Metazoa, Chordata, Mammalia, Rodentia, Bathyergidae.
AUGUCUGCAAGGAGCAACCACUCAGAGAUAACUGAGUUCAUCCUGCUGGGCUUCCCGGGAUCCCUGGGGCUCCACCUGUGCCUGCUGGUGCUCUUCUUGAUGGCCUACAUGCUGACCAUCACAGAGAACCUGAUCAUCAUUGCAGCAAUCUAUGCCAGCCCUGCACUGCACAAGCCCAUGUACCUCUUCCUCAGCAACCUAUCCUUCCUGGAGGUGUGGUACAUCUCUGUCACAGUGCCCAAGAUGCUGCUCAGCCUGGCCAUUCCUGAGUUCCAGCGUAUCUCUUUCGCAGGCUGCAUGGCACAGCUCUACUUCUUCCUGGCGCUGGCCUGCACUGAGUGCACGCUCCUGGGUGCCAUGGCUUAUGACCGCUAUGUGGCCAUCUGCAACCCCCUGCGCUAUCCAGCUAUCAUGAGUCCUGGCCUCUGCAGCCUCCUGGCUGCUGGCUCCUGGCUCUCCGGCUUCAUCAUCUCCCUGGGAAAGGUCUUUUUCAUCUCCCGCCUGGGCUACUGUGGUCCCAAUAUCAUGAACCACUUCUUCUGCGAUGUGUCCCCAUUGCUAAACCUUGCAUGCUCUGACAUGUCAGUGGCAGAGCUUGUGGACUUUCUCCUGGCACUGCUCAUCUUGCUGGGGCCACUGCUGCUCACUGUCUUCUCCUACACAGCCAUUCUCAGCACAGUGCUGCGCAUUCCAUCCGCUGCUGGCCGGCAAAAGGCCUUCUCCACCUGUGCCUCGCACCUGGCUGUGGUGAUCAUCUUCUACUCAGCCUCCCUCUUCAUCUAUGCUCGGCCACGUGCCAUCUACUCCUUCGACUACAACAAGCUGGUGUCUGUGGUAUACACAGUGCUCACACCCCUGCUCAACCCAAUCAUCUAUUGCCUGCGGAACCAGGAGGUCAAACAGGCGCUGCGCAGGGCAUUGCAGAGAGUGGCUCAAGCCCUGCAGGUCUCUUCCUAG